AUGGCUGAACCAGAGGCUAAGCGUGUCAAGACCGAGUACGAGCUCAUCUACUGGCCAGGCAUCCCCGGCCGUGGUGAAGUUGUCCGGUUGCUCUUUGAAGAAGCGGGCGUCGGCUACAUCGACACGGCAAAGGCCGACAAGGCAGCUCCCACGGUUCUGUCGUACAUGGCGGCGAAGAACCUGGGAGACGACAAGAACCCGGCGGUGUUUGCGCCGCCGGUGCUGAAGCACGGCGACCUGGUGAUUAACCAGCUGCCCAACAUUUUGCUGUACGUGGCGCCGAAGCUGGGGCUGGCGCCGGCGAGCGGGGAUGCGGUGUAUCACUUGAAUGCGAUUGCGUUGACGAUUCUGGAUGGGUUUCUCGUCGAGGUGCAUGAGACGCAUCAUCCGAUUGCGACGGACAAGUACUAUGAGGAUCAGAAGGAUGAGGCGAAGCUGAGGGCGAAGGCGUUUAGAGAGGAGAGAUUGCCAAAGUAUCUUACGUAUGCGCAGAGGCUGUUGGAUGGGGAGAAGAGUGGCGAGGGGGGGUGGUUGUACGGAGGGGAGUUGACGUAUGUUGACUUGGUGCUGUUUCAGUGCCUUGAUGGAACGCAGUUUGCUUUUCCCAGGACGGUGGAGAAGUUGAGGAAGGGGGGCAAGUUUGACGGCGUGUUUAAGCUGUAUGAUGCCGUCAAGGAGAGGCCGAAUAUCAAGGCGUAUCUGGAGAGUGACAGGAGGAUAGAGUAUGCGGAUGGUAUUUGGCGCCACUAUCCUGAGCUGGAGGAGGAUGAAGAGUGA
Trichoderma aggressivum f. europaeum is the source of this 777-nucleotide messenger RNA. RefSeq lists its product as uncharacterized. The record is from RefSeq and is a predicted model, not a curated record. Gene Ontology annotation, biological process: glutathione metabolic process. Gene Ontology annotation, molecular function: glutathione transferase activity. Bases 1 to 777 code for a protein of 258 amino acids. The transcript is spliced from 2 exons. NCBI's taxonomy places the organism in Eukaryota, Fungi, Ascomycota, Sordariomycetes, Hypocreales, Hypocreaceae.